Molecule: messenger RNA, 1470 nt
Organism: Paramecium sonneborni
Lineage: Eukaryota; Ciliophora; Oligohymenophorea; Peniculida; Parameciidae
Source: the annotation of a GenBank genome assembly
AAAUGAUUAAUUUACACAAUGAUUCUAAAUAAAGUCUGUAAUAGCAAGACUAAGAAGUGUAUGAAUUGAUUGAGAAAGAAAAGAACCUAUAAAAAAAUAGUUUAAAUUUGAUUCCAAGUGAAAAUUAUACAUCUAGAGCAGUAGCUGAAGCAUUAUCAUGUGUUUUUAGUUCUAGAUAUGCUCCAGGUAUGAUAAGAAAAUAAUUUUUAAAAAAGGUCCUCAAGGAAGUAAAUAUGCACCUUAAGUUGAAAAUUAUGAUGAAAUGGAGAAAGUUUGUUAAGAUAGGGCAUUAGCAGCAUUUUAAUUAGAUCCAUAAUAAUGGGGUGUUAAUGUAUAGAUGGGAAGUGGAUCAACAGCUAAUUUAGCAAUAUUCUUAGGUGUACUUGAACCAAAGGAUAGAAUAAUGAGUAUGGAAUUUUAAUAAGGUGGACAUUUUUCACAUGGUUAUUAGAUAGGAGAUAAGAAAUUAUCUGCUAUUAGUAAAAUAUUUGAAGUUCUAUUUUACUAACUUAAUGAAGUAAAAUAAGAAUUUAUAAAAAUAUAGAAAACUUAAGAAAUAGAUUAUGAUAAGAUUGAAUUACUAGCUAAAUCAUUCAAACCAAAAUUAAUAGUUGCAGGUUGUUCAGCUUAUAGUAGAUUAAUUAAUUUUUAAAGAUUUAGAAACAUUUGUGAUUAAGUAGGUGCUAUUUUAUUAGCUGAUAUUGCUCAUACAAGUGGUUUAAUGUCAGCUGGAGUUAUUCCUUCUCCAUUCCCUUAUGCAGAUAUUGUUAUGACUACUACUCAUAAAUCGUAUUUAUUUAUUUCUUAAUUAGUUUACGAGGACCAAGAGGUAGUUUAAUAUUUUAUAAAUUAUAAUAUAGAAAUAGAAUAGAUGAAUCAGUUGCGCCAGGAUUAGUUGCAGGAGCACAUUUUCAUACUAUUACUGCUAUUGCUGUAGCAUUAAAAGAAGCUUAAACUCCAUCAUUUAAAUAACUUUAAUAAGAUGUUAUUGAUAAUAAUAAACAUUUUGCAGCAGAAUUAUAAAAAUUAGGAUUUGGUUUAAUUGCAGGUGGCACUGAAAAUCAUUUAAUUUUAUUAGACUUAAGAAACUUUAAUGUUGAUGCUGUUAAAUUAGAAUAUAUAUUAAGUUUAAUCAAUAUUUAAUGCAAUAAAAACUUUGUUCCUUUUGAUACUGUUCCUAUAUAAAGAGCAUUGAGGAUUGGGUAUUUUAUAUUUUUAUUAAAGCUCUAUACCAUUAUCAGUUAGAAAAGCCACUAAAGAACAUUUCACUAGAGUUGCUUAAAUCAUUAAAUAAUCUGUUGAAUUAAUCUAAAAUGUUACUAUUGAUAUUAAAUAAUGGGUAACUGAAAAUGAAGAUAAAAUAAUACCAUUAAAAAAACAAGUUGUUUAAUUAGCUAAUGAAUUGCCAAUACCUUGGAUGUGAAAUGUUUUAUUUAAAUAUAUAAAAAGUACAUAAAAUUAUAAUUAGUC